Messenger RNA from Pistacia vera, 453 nucleotides. RefSeq lists its product as uncharacterized. NCBI's taxonomy places the organism in Eukaryota, Viridiplantae, Streptophyta, Magnoliopsida, Sapindales, Anacardiaceae. The record is from RefSeq and is a predicted model, not a curated record. Bases 1 to 453 code for a protein of 150 amino acids. The transcript has 3 exons.
AUGGCGCCCCCUCCUGGUGUUUCACAUGAUUCUAGGCGUAUCAUUCUGUCUUUAUAUGUUGAUGACAUGAUUAUUACUGGUGAUGAUAUUGAUGGUAUUUCAGUUUUGAAAACAGAGUUAGCUCAAUUGUUUGAAAUGAAGGAUUUGGGUUCUCUACGAUAUUUCUUGGGUAUUGAGAUCCUACUUUAUACCGUACUGUUGUUGGGAGUUGUUAUAUCUCACUAUUACUCGUCCAAUAUUGCAUAUGCUAUUCAUGUUGUUAGUCGUUUGUUGCUUCUCCUACUACAGUUCAUUGGGCAGCUGUUCUUCGUAUUUUGCUUAUCUUCGGGGUACAUCUUUAGAGUCUUUACUUCAUCCACCUCUUCCUUGGAGCUACGUGCAUACUCUGAUGCUGAUCAUGGCAGUGAUCCCACGGAUCGCAAGUCUGUUACUGGUUUCUGUAUCUUUGGGUGA